Molecule: messenger RNA, 1421 nt
Organism: Cadophora gregata
Lineage: Eukaryota; Fungi; Ascomycota; Leotiomycetes; Helotiales; Ploettnerulaceae
Gene: CUE5
Product: ubiquitin-binding protein cue5
Exons: 4
Coding region: 120-1421 (433 amino acids)
Biological process (GO): ubiquitin-dependent protein catabolic process
Cellular component (GO): cytoplasm
Molecular function (GO): ubiquitin binding; ubiquitin conjugating enzyme binding
Source: RefSeq, a predicted model, not a curated record
AGUCUGCGAAUAUAUAAUGCCCAAACUGCAAGCCCAAACCUCCCUUACUUUCGAUCGAGUUGAUUUCUAGCAGAGGCAAAUUGAAACAAAUAUCCUUUUGUGUUCAGAACCCCAACACCAUGUCGGCUCCUACAAAAGCCACGGAUAGCCCAUUAAAGAGCCCAUCAGGAGCUGAAUCUCCAACAACUGCGAGACCAUUAGAAAUGGACGACGAUGAUGUGCAAGAAUCCGGAAUCUUGGGACACGAUGCGCCCGCCGUAUCAAGGCAAGCAACCGUUGAAGACGAAGCACCCGCGAAGCCUCCGCGCCCUUUGAGUCCUCAGCAACAAGCGGAAAAUACUUUGAAGGAAGCAUUCCCAAGCAUUGAUGCCGCUGUUGUCAAAGCUGUUCUUAGAGCCAGCGGGGGUCGGGUCGAGCCAGCUUUCAAUGCUCUUCUAGGCAUGUCUGAUCCUGAUGCCGUCAGAGAACCUACACCUCCUCCACAACCUCCUCGCCCUACUGCUCCUCGUGCCGGAUCUACCCCGCAAUCACAACUCGAAGCUGACGAGCAAUAUGCUCGUCAACUGGCGGAACACUACGGUGGUGGUUGGGGAGGAGAUGGGCAACGCGGUGAUGGACCCCGCAGACAGCAGACUGGUCUGCGGCCAGGACCUAAUGAUCAACAAAAGGAACGCAGCUUCAUCGAUGACGAUUUGCCAAUUAUUGGAGAGAACUUGAAGAAGGGUUUCCUUGAGACACAGAGCAAGGUAAAUGGAUGGAUAACAAAUCUGAAAAAGCGAAUUGAUGGCGAAGAUGACGACGAUGUACCUCAUCAAGGUUACAACUCUGGGCAGUCAUCGAAUCCGCAAUACCGUUCACGCAGAAGCAAUGAUGGAAGACGAAGUGGAGAUUACAACCGUUACGAUGCAGACCCUCAAGUACUUAGCGAUGACUUCGCAGGUAUGCAGAUGAACAGCGAUGGCACUCCAGCUCGACGCUCUACUCGUCCUCUUGCCAACCCUGAUCUUUUCAAACCAACUCCUCCUGCACCAAAAUCUGCCGAUGGCCGCAAGGUUGCUUUCCAAGGUGGUCCACCUGAGGAAAUCGACAUUUACCGUACCUCUCCGAGGUUGGGAGCCAAGGAGAACACACCACCUGUCAGCAAGCAGAGCAAAUGGCAACCAUUGUCUACUGUGGAUCCCAGCCCAAUUGGUGAGACUGACAACGAUCCGUUCAGCUUAGGGGACAGUGAAGACGAGAAGGAAUCUAAAGAUCGUGUUGGUGGAAAGGAGGUCAGGACGGACGAUGCUGAGAGACUUAAGAAAGCAGCUGCGGAGGCAAUGAAUGACAGCAUUAGCGAACCGGCACGGAAACCAGAAGCUGCAGAGACUAUUGGAACCAAAGACAAAAUUGCGGAGGAGAAGUUGGCAGGAAAGUCAUGA